UAAUUUUCUAGGAAUCGUGCUAGCGGAGCUGCUUCCGGUGAGAGCGACGGCGCGGACAUGUUCCCGCCUCUCCCUGCAGCCCAGUGGGAAGCGGAGGCCUGGCGCAGAUAAACAGUGAGGGAGAAAAUGGCGGACACAGCUGGAACUGGCUUGGAGCUUUCCUAACAUCUAAUAGAUCACUUCACGUCCCCUUGAAGUGUCUCCUCUGGGAUGCAGUAACUUUUAAAGAGCAUUUCUGGCACUUGGCAGCGUGAAGCUCUGCCAAAUGGAAGAAAAAAACCCCGACAACACAGACGGAGAGAAAGAAAGAGCACCCUCAAUCAGGAAGUGACAGCUUUUUAGCUGCGCCAAAGGAAUCAGGCAACUUCCUGGUCAGGUUGCCAUGGUUACUGGAAACUCGGCCAGCUGCCGCAGCCGUUAGCCGUUAGCGGCGACGGUUAAGACGGAAGAGUUAAAGACAGACUGACUUUUAAAUUCUGUGUGCGAUCCAGGGCGGGCAGGACAUUCCGACACCUGCCACCUAGCCAGCCGGAGAGACGGGGAACAGGAUUGGGAAGCAGGGCGAGGCGGGCCCCGCGGAGCCGGUGGAGAAGAUGGCCGGCAGCCCCGAGAAGAGCUCCACCGCGCAGGAGCUGAAGGAGCAGGGGAACCGGCUGUUCCUCUGCCGCAAAUACCAGGAGGCUGCUUCAUGUUACAGCAAAGCUAUCAACCGUAAUCCGUCGGUGGCGGUGUACUACACCAACCGGGCGCUCUGCCACGUGAAGCUGCAGCAGUACGACAAAGCUCUGGCAGACUGCAAGCACGCACUGGAGCUGGACAGUCAAUCGGUCAAGGCUCACUUCUUCCUGGGCCAGUGUCACCUGGAGCUGGAGAACUACGACGAGGCCAUCGGCAACCUGCAGAAAGCUUAUAACCUGGCAAAAGAGCAGAGGCUGAAUUUCGGAGACGACAUCCCGAGCGCGCUUCGCAUCGCCAAGAAGAAGCGCUGGAACAGCAUCGAGGACAAACGCAUCAACCAGGAGAACGAGCUUCACGCCUACCUGACCAAACUCAUUCUGGCCGAGAAGGAGAGAGAACUUGAAGAAUACAAAGAGAAACAGGAUGACAAUCAAAAUGGAGGCGAUGCUGGAAAAAUUUCAUCUAAACAUGAGAAGUAUUUAAUGGAGAUGGAAGAGCUUUUCUCUCAGGUGGAUGAGAAAAGAAAAAAGCGAGAAAUCCCAGAUUACCUUUGUGGAAAGAUCAGCUUUGAGCUGAUGCGGGAGCCGUGCAUCACACCCAGCGGCAUCACCUACGACCGCAAAGACAUCGAGGAGCAUCUGCAGCGGGUGGGCCACUUCGACCCCGUGACCCGGAGCCCCCUGACCCAGGAUCAGCUGAUCCCCAACCUGGCCAUGAAGGAAGUGAUCGACGCCUUCAUCCAGGAGAACGGUUGGGUGGAGGACUACUGAAGCGCCCGGCCCGUUUCCCCGUUCGGAGCCUGGACGACACAGACUGUGGAGAAGCAGAACAGCCUCACUGCGGACCACCAAACCGGAGAAUCACUUCUUCUUCUUCUGCAGUAAAUCUUCUCUCUCCGGCUCUGAGGCUCAGUGUUAGCCGCCGCUGCUCCCUUUAAGUUCACUCUCUUCCUCUUCCUCCUCCUCUUCGUCACGCUGUUUUUGGGUCUCAGAUUGGGCGACCAGAUGGCGCCCAGGUCUCUGUCGCCCUCCACCUUCUUUCUCUGAAAGCGCCGCAGUCCAGCGUUUCCACCGAUUAUAAACACGGAAGAAAGAAUCAGACUUUUUGUGUCGGGAUCCAUAAAGACGUUGGAGUUUUAUUUGAUGUUUCAUCCAAGUAUAUUUUAUGUAUUUUUUCAUGAAAAACGGACCAUCAGUCACUAAAAUGCCAAAAAGCUGUUGACUCAAAGGAAAAGGGAGCAAGUACCCCUUUCUUCCUGCAGGUGGCGCCUCUUACACACCUGUCCCGUCACUUUACUGUAAACGUCAGUAGAUUUAAGUAGAUCUCUUCUCCUUUGCAUAUCAAUCACACCCCGAUGCAGACAAUUAAGAUAAGUUGAAUGUAUGGUUUCUAUAUUUCUUAUUUUUUAAUCAGAACAGUUUAAGGUUUCGGGAAAAACCUCAAACUGGGAUCAGAAGAUGAAUUGCUGCAUUAAAACAAAACAUUUCCAUGUUGCUGGAUAUGAAACGCCUAAAUGUUUAAACCCGAGAGACUUUCAGCUGUUGCUGCGCUGUCUGUCUGUUUCUGGACGCGAGGAGGAUCGCAUCAAGCAUGAAGUGCAUUUCCUUGAACUAGGACAAAUCUUUGCCCCGUCAGAAAGGACUUGAGGUUCAGAUGGCCACUGCCCCAGCGUCCGCCACCUAAAAUAAAAAAUAAAAACAUGCUGGAAGAGCUAGAACAUCUUCAUCCAUACCUCAGUCCAAGUGUUUGCUUGCUGGAUUUCCAGCAUCCCUGUAAUAAAACUGCAAACA
Messenger RNA from Poecilia latipinna (sailfin molly), 2468 nucleotides. It is a transcript of the gene stub1, whose product is annotated as STIP1 homology and U-Box containing protein 1. NCBI's taxonomy places the organism in Eukaryota, Metazoa, Chordata, Actinopteri, Cyprinodontiformes, Poeciliidae. The record is from RefSeq and is a predicted model, not a curated record. Gene Ontology annotation, cellular component: cytoplasm; Z disc. The transcript has 10 exons. Gene Ontology annotation, molecular function: protein-folding chaperone binding; ubiquitin protein ligase activity. Gene Ontology annotation, biological process: cellular response to misfolded protein; proteasome-mediated ubiquitin-dependent protein catabolic process; protein polyubiquitination. Bases 594 to 1448 code for a protein of 284 amino acids.